CAGAGGGAUGUCGGCCCAGGAGGUGCAAUCUUCACAGAGUUCUGCCAGGCUGUGCAGGACAGCCACCUACAAGCUCUGCUUAUCACUCCUAACUUCCUGCAGGAAGAUUUGUGCACGUAUAUGAUGCACCAGACUCUAGCAGAAGGCCCUAUGUCCAAUCGACUGAUCCCCUUGGUCUAUAACUUGUCCCACUCCCAGUACCCCCAGGAACUGAAGUUCUAUGUUUACAUUAACCUGAGCAAUAACACUUGCCGAGGCUAUACUCGCAUCAACCAGACUGUGCUCGAUUACCUUGAAGGCUUGGUUAAAAAAGAGGAGACAAAUGAUCGCAACAUGGACAGCUCUAGCAGCAAAUUACGUGGGACAGAUGAGCUGCUGCCAAAGACAGACCAGGCUGAGACUUCACUUUCUCUGGAAUUGAUGCCAAGGAGAGAUGAAAGGUUGAAUGACAUUUGCUGUGAUCAUCAUCAACAGUAACUGGAGAACAUGAUGAAGGGCAACGGGCUCUGAAUGGAAAACCGUUCUGCUAUUGACUGUACUCAACUUUAGUGGUGCUUAUAUCAUGUUAUGUUGUGAUUACAAGGAAAGGUAAGCUACUUGAUCAAC
Monopterus albus (swamp eel) is the source of this 606-nucleotide messenger RNA. Its product is annotated as toll/interleukin-1 receptor domain-containing adapter protein-like. Gene Ontology annotation, molecular function: Toll-like receptor 4 binding; Toll-like receptor 2 binding. The record is from RefSeq and is a predicted model, not a curated record. The annotation marks the transcript as partial. Gene Ontology annotation, cellular component: cytoplasm; plasma membrane. The transcript has 2 exons. Gene Ontology annotation, biological process: positive regulation of tumor necrosis factor production; positive regulation of canonical NF-kappaB signal transduction; toll-like receptor 4 signaling pathway. NCBI's taxonomy places the organism in Eukaryota, Metazoa, Chordata, Actinopteri, Synbranchiformes, Synbranchidae.